Molecule: messenger RNA, 3268 nt
Organism: Rhodamnia argentea
Lineage: Eukaryota; Viridiplantae; Streptophyta; Magnoliopsida; Myrtales; Myrtaceae
Product: pentatricopeptide repeat-containing protein At3g22690
Exons: 1
Coding region: 236-2776 (846 amino acids)
Biological process (GO): RNA modification
Molecular function (GO): protein binding; zinc ion binding; RNA binding
Source: RefSeq, a predicted model, not a curated record
AGACUCCUCAUCGUCCUCGCCGGCCGCAACCCGCCGGCGACAACCCGAACUCGCCUCUCAGUUGCUUGUUCACGUCGCAUCGAAGGAGAUAAAGGCUGACUCCAGAGAGAGAGAGUGGCGGCGAAGUUCUGCGGCGGGCCAAAGCACAGAUCCGACCCAGCAAUUUCCAGCCACGGCUCCAUGACCUUCAAGUUCGUGUUUUUAGACAGUUUUUAGCCGCUUAUGCCAAUCGGCCAUGGCUCUGUCAAGCCUCGCCGCUCUCUGUUCAUCUCCUCCUGUCUCGGGGAUCCCGGACUCGCCAACAAUCUCUAACCUCAAUGGGUUCUCACCCACCACGGACAACGCAGCUGCCCCGAACGCCUUCCUCAGGAGCUACACGAUCCUGAACGAAAUCAAGCAAUUACACUGUCGCGUCGCCAAGAAAGGCCCGACCCACAAUAAUGAGCUCAUUGCUAAGUGCGCCGAAGUGGGCACGCCCGAGAGCUUAGACUACGCGCUCAAAGUGUUUGAAGGGUGGAACGAGGACGAAUGCGUCGCUGGGUCUUUGUUCGUGUGCAAUUCUUUGAUUAGAGCUUGCUCUUCCGCUGGGCUCGGUGAUAGAGCUAUCUUGGUGUUUGUUCGGAUGUUGGAGAUGGGCGUGAUGCCGGACAAGUAUACGUUCCCGUUCCUGUUGAGCGCUUGCACGAGGGUUUCAUGGUUUGGUGAAGGGGUUCAAGUUCACGGGGCAAUAGUAAAGAUGGGAUUUGCGGAGGAUAUUUUUGUGGCGAAUACUUUGAUUCAUUUCCACUUUGAAUGUGGGGACGUCAUGGAUGGCCGCAGGGUGUUCGAUGAAAUGCCUGAGAAGAAUGUCGUUUCCUGGACCAGUUUGAUUUGCGGUUACUCCCGGAGGGAUUGUCCGAAGGAGGCGGUUUCCUUGUUCUUUGAUAUGGUGGAGGCCGGUGUGGAGCCCAACGCGGUUACAAUGGUGUGCGCAAUUUCUGCUUGUGCUAAGUUGCAGGAUCUUAAAUUGGGAGAACGGGUUCAUUCUUAUAUUGGUGAUAUAGAUAUUGAGCCUAAUGGUCAUAUGGUGAGUGCUCUUGUUGACAUGUACAUGAAAUGUGGAGCUUUUGUUACUGCAAAGCGGAUUUUUGACAAUUGUAUCGAGAGGAAUUUGGUCUUGUAUAACACAAUCAUGUCGCACCUUGUCAAAAGAGGACUGGCAAGAGAAGCAUUAGCUGUCUUGGGUGAAAUGCUGGAACAGGGACCACAACCAGAUAGGUUAACAAUGUUAUCCGCUAUCUCAGCAAGUGCCACUUUAAAUGAACUCUUAUUUGGGAAGUGUUGUCAUGGUUACAUUUUGAGAAAUGGAUUACAAGAAAAGGACGAUAACAUUAACAAUGCAAUGAUCGACAUGUACAUGAAGUGCGGAGAAUCAGGACUAGCCUGCACGAUUUUCAAUUCUAUGUCAAAUAAAACUGUUGUGUCGUGGAAUUCACUACUUGCAGGUUAUGUUAGAAAUGGCGAUGGGAGAUCAGUUAGGGAUAUCUUUGAUGAGAUGCCUGAAAGAGAUCUGGUGUCUUGGAACAUCAUGAUUGGUGCUCUAGUUCAGGAGAGUUUAUGCGAGGAAGCAAUUAAGUUUUUCCGGAUGAUGCAGAGGGAGGGAAUAAAAGCAGAUAGAGUGACAAUGGCCAGUGUUGCAUCUGCCUGUGGAAAUUUAGGUUCGCUAGGUCUUGCAAAGUGGAUUUAUCAUUACACAGAAGAAAAUGCUAUUGAACGUGAUAUGCUCCUUGACACAGCCUUGGUAGACAUGUUUGGACGGUGUGGUGAUCCAAGGAUUGCAAUGCAAAUAUUUGAGAAGAUGGAGAAAAGGGACGUGUCAUCUUGGACUGCAAUAAUCUGUGCGAUGGCCACUGAAGGAAAUGGUAAACAAGCGCUAGAGCUGUUCAAGGAGAUGCUUUGUCAAGGAGUUGAACCCGAUGAUGUGACAUUUGUUGGACUCCUUACAGCAUGCAGCCACAGCGGAUUAGUUAAACAAGGCUGCCAACUUUUCCAGUCCAUGAAGGAGAUAUAUGGGAUUUCACCUCAGGUGGUUCAUUAUGGGUGCAUGGUUGAUUUGCUUGGUCGAGCUGGACUGUUGGAGGAAGCACUAGAUUUCAUAAAGAGCAUGCCAAUUGAACCCAAUGACAUCAUCUGGGGUUCACUUCUAUCUUCAUGCCGGACCCACAAGAACGUGGAGAUGGCGGCUUAUGCUGCCAACAGAAUUCCCGACUUAACAUCAGAUAGGACUGGGAUCCCGGUGAUUUUGUCAAACAUAUAUGCGUCCGAGGGAAAAUGGUCAGAAGUAGCGAAAGUGAGGCUAAAAAUGAAAGAGAGAGGGAUGCACAAGGUUCCAGGCUCGAGCUCCACAGAGGUAAAUGGAACUGUUCACGAAUUCUCCUCAGGAGAUGAAUCUCACCUGGAGAUCAGCCGCAUCUCCCAGAUGCUGGAUGAAAUUAAUUGCAAGCUACGGGAUGCAGGCCAUGUUCCUGAUCUGAGAAAUGUGCUGCUUGAUGUGGAUGAGCACGAGAAGAAGUUUUUGCUGAGUCGGCACAGCGAGAAGCUGGCUAUAGCUUAUUCACUUAUUAGCACAGGUCAGAAGAUACCUGUCCAGGUUGUGAAGAAUCUGAGGACAUGCUCUGAUUGCCACACAUUUGCCAAACUAGUGUCAAAAGUAUAUAAUCGGGAAAUCACCAUAAGAGAUAAUAACCGGUUUCACUUUUUUAAGGAAGGGGUUUGUUCAUGCGGUGGUUUUUGGUAGGCUGAGAAUGAAAGGUACAAUUUUUCAAUCUGUAAGGCAAUCUUAGAGAAUUUGGUCCUGGAUAAUCGAGUCAGCAAGAAUCCUCCAAGUGAAUUAGCACAGGAUGUGUAAACGGAUUGCACUCUCCAUGAUGAGGAGGAUAUGGUUUUCGGAAAAUUUAAAGGAAGACAUGGAGCACUGUGCGAAUUCCAGCUUUGAUUUGAGAUGAGUGGUGUCCUGUUGGACUACCCUAGUAAGCCGAUGAAGGGCUACAGUUCUGUGAAGAUUUAUUCUAAUGGUGAAGAGGGUUUGCUCCCUCAACGCCCUUUUCUACAGCUUGUUAAACUUAAUGUGACAUAAAGAAGGCAGCUUUUAGUUGUGACGAUAUAAAGGAAACGCGCAUAGCCAUUGCCAAAAUUUGGUAUCACUAAUCUGCGUUUUCUGUAAUUUAUUGGCCAGGGUCUAGACAUAUGCAGAGUCACGGAAUUGGUAACAGCUACUAUAAAUCAAUCU